This is a messenger RNA of Salvia miltiorrhiza (redroot sage), 2551 nucleotides long. Its product is annotated as cellulose synthase-like protein G2. NCBI's taxonomy places the organism in Eukaryota, Viridiplantae, Streptophyta, Magnoliopsida, Lamiales, Lamiaceae. The coding region runs from base 174 to 2381 and encodes 735 amino acids. Gene Ontology annotation, molecular function: cellulose synthase (UDP-forming) activity; mannan synthase activity. The transcript is spliced from 8 exons. Gene Ontology annotation, biological process: cellulose biosynthetic process; plant-type primary cell wall biogenesis. The record is from RefSeq and is a predicted model, not a curated record. Gene Ontology annotation, cellular component: trans-Golgi network; plasma membrane.
CAACACAAAAACUUAACAUCCAAAUAUAAUAAUAAUAAUAAUACACAGACUCUCACCAGUCAUAAUAUUAAUAUUUUAUAGUUAACAAAUAUACACUAUAGUCUUUAAAUAGAACUAGAGCGCCACUUAUCUCUCACAAAGAAAAAAAAAAGGAACAAAAAAAAUUAAAAAAAAUGGAGAAAUCACUUCCUCUGAAUGAUUGGCAAGUGAAGAAAAGAAACAGAGCAAUAAACAGACUCCAUGGCUUCAUCCAUGGCGGCGCUUUAGCUGCCCUAUUUUACUACAGAAUCACAACCAUCACCGCCAUAGCCAAAAGCAGCAGCUCCAUUCUUCCCCACCUUCUCAUCUUCGCCGCCGAGCUCACUCUCUCAUGCAUGUGGCUGCUCAGCCAGGCUUCGCUCUGGAACCCGGUCGCGCGAAACGCCUACCCGGAGAGGCUGCCCGGAGACGACAAUCUGCCCGCCAUCGACGUGUUCGUGUGCACCGCCGAUCCCGCGAAGGAGCCGAGCUUGGGUGUGAUGAACACCGUGAUAUCGGCCAUGGCGCUCGACUACCCUCCGCACAAGCUCCAUCUCUAUCUCUCCGACGACGGCGGCUCCCCCGUCACGCUCCGCGCCCUUAGACGGGCGCGGAGCUUCGCGAAGCUGUGGAUUCCGUUUUGCAGGAAGUUUGGGGUGAAGAAUAGGUGCCCUCAGGCUUAUUUCUUGAGAGAGGAGAAUGGUGGUAAUGGUGAUCACUUCUUUGUUGAGAAGAAGGCAAUCGAGAAAGCGUAUGACGAUUUCAAGAUUUCGUUGGGCAAGAUUAUUGCUGAAGCUGUCGACGUUGGGGCCAGCAGGGACCAUGCACCAAUUAUUGAGGUGAUAAGCGAUGCAAAUUCCAACGGUACGGAUUGGAGCAGCGAUGAAGAGAUACCGCUUGUCGUUUACGUUGCUCGCGAGAAAAGGCCAUCUCAUCCCCACAAUUUCAAAGCAGGAGCCCUCAACGUUCUUCUCCGAGUAUCGGGCAUGAUCAGCAACUCGCCGUACAUUUUGUCGUUGGACUGCGACAUGUACUGUAACGAUCCGACGUCGGCGCGUCAAGCGAUGUGCUUCCAUCUCGACCCCAAACUCUCCGAGAAUCUUGCGUUUGUGCAGUUCCCACAAAGAUUUCACAACAUCAAACGCAACCCCGAUAUCUACGAUGGUGCCAUGAGGUGUUUUUGGACAAAAUGGGAAGGCUUCGAUGGUCUUCGAGGGCCAGUCUUGUCGGGGUCGGGGUUUUAUAUAAAGAGAGAAGCACUCUAUGGAACUCGGAAGCUUCAAUCAAAUGUUGAUCUUAACGAGCUCAAGAAGUAUUACGGCUCAUCCAACGAGUUCAUCAAGUCGAUUUAUAGAAAUUACAAACUAAAUAGUCGAAGCAAUGCAUUGCUCAACGAUGAGGCAUUCAAGCAAGAGGUGCAAUUGGUAGCUUCAUGUAGCUAUGACAAUGGCUCACAAUGGGGGAAAGAGAUGGGAUAUAAAUAUUUCGUUGUGGUGGAAGAUUAUUUCACAGGAUUCAUUCUGCAUUGUGAGGGCUGGAUUUCUGUGUAUCUUGAUCCUUCAAGGCCAUGCUUUUUGGGAUCAUCUCCUUUAAGCCUAGGCGAAAUUCUCAUCCAAAACACGCGAUGGUUUCUUGGAUUGGCUCAGGUUGCUCUGUCCAAAUAUUCUCCCAUGUUCUACGGGGCACUGAGAAUGUCGAUUUUGCAAAGCAUGAUCUAUGCAGAGGUAGCAUGUUACGCCGUUUAUUUCCUGCCCGUGUACGUUCUAGCCCUCGUUCCUCAGCUCUGUCUCGUUCGCGGCGUCCCUCUCUAUCCUGAGGUUUCGAGCCCAUUUUUCGCCGUGUUUGUUUUCGUUUUCUUGUCGUCGCAGCUGAAACACGCGCAGGAGGUGUUUGCGUCGGGGGAUUCGAUCAAGACUUGGUGGACGGAGCAGAGGGUGUGGAUGAUGAAAUCAUUGACAUCUUUCUUCUUUGCUGCCGUGAACGCGAGUUUGGAGAAGGUCGGAUUGAUCAAGGCUAGCUUUGUCCCAACAAACAAAGUGACCGACGAUGAAGUGGAGAAGCUCUAUCAAAUGGGGAAAUACGACUUCCAAGCACCACCUCUCUUCAUGCUCAUAUUGUGCUCCCUUUACUUGCUUAAUCUUGCUUCCUUCGUCGUCGGAUUUGUGAAGGUUUUGCAGAAUGGGAAGAUGAUGAAUGAGAUGGUGAUGCAGGCUUUUCUACCAUUGUAUGGCGUAGUUCUGCAUUUGCCUUUGAUGGAAGGGAUGGCGUUGAGGAAGGAUAAAGGCCGAGUUUCGCCGCCGGUGGCGCUUCUUUCAGCUGUAAUUUCCUCUCUAGUUUUGGCUUAUGCAGCCCUUGUUCAUUAAUAUCAUGCAAGCUAGUGUAUGCUUUGGUUAUUUGUUGUCUCGUUACGGGGUGUUAACUUUGGAGGAUUAGUCUAUAAUAAGGUUAAUCUCCUUUUAUCUUGAUGAAUUGGAACUUUAGGAUAAGACCCUUGAUUAUUUUUAUCAUUUAAGUUAAUUUUGUUUGAUUUUUA